Messenger RNA from Naegleria fowleri, 1611 nucleotides. RefSeq lists its product as uncharacterized. The transcript is spliced from 2 exons. The record is from RefSeq and is a predicted model, not a curated record. Lineage: Eukaryota; Heterolobosea; Eutetramitea; Acrasida; Naegleriidae. Bases 1 to 1611 code for a protein of 536 amino acids.
AUGUUUUCCAACACACGAAACAGGACAGAUUCCAACUCAUCAGACAACUCCAACUAUGACCCUGGUUCUCCAUUAAGCGCUUCGAGUGCCGGACAAGCCUCUCUUCUCAAGCAAAUGUAUUCACAACGUGAUAUUGCCUUCAAAUCUGGAAAAUUAAUCAAACAAGGCAAAACUGUUAAAAAUUGGAAGGAACGUUAUUGUAUGUUAAAAAGAGAUGCUCUGUAUUAUCACGAAUUGACUCCAAAAGGACAAGCUGGUAAAGUGAAAGGUAAAAUUUCAUUCAAAGAAAUCAAAGGAAACACCAGCUGCAUUCACAAAGUCACCAUCACUGUGAAAAACAAACAAAAACAAGCAAUUUCCAUCGAUUUACCAGAACGAGUUUAUUUAUUAUAUUGUGACUCUGAAUUAGAAUUAAACGACUGGUACAAAUCCAUCAUUCAGGUCCUCACCAUGAAAGAUGAAAAUCCAUUGACCUUGUCCACAAAAGGUAACUCUUCCUCCACACCAAGCACUCCGACCAGUGGAAUUUCACAAGAUAUUUUCUCACCUAAAAGUGGUAGUGGUGGCACUGGAACUCCCUAUGGAUCGUAUGGAUCUGCUGUGAGUAGUUUUGGAAGUUAUUCGGGAGCAGGUACUCCACCUUUGGGAAGUAGUGCAUUGUCUUCCCUUAAAAAAGCAUCACCUUCCACAUCGUCACCAUUGGCUGGUGUUGGAAGUGUCGAUUUGGGAGAUUUCAUUCGAACCAGUAGUAAUUUAUCAGAGACCUUAAGUGACGAGUCGGAUUCUACGAGCUCUUUCCUUCGAUCUCAAAAUGAUUUACUCUCAGAAUUUGACGAAUGGACACAUCAUGGAACGGGAAGAAAUUCCGAUGCCGAUAGUGACAAUCUGGAAGGAGGAGGUUCCAGUGGUCCUCUCCUCACCGAAGACGAAGAAUACAAUAUUGCCAUGAGUGCUGUUGAGAUUUUCUUGAAAAAGGAAGAGGGUCGAACUCCACAAGAACAAGCUUACAUUUUGGCACUGAAUGAAUACAGAAGGAAAUUAGAGGAGCAUGCCAAGAGAGUGAAUGCUCGUCCAGAUUAUUCACUCGCUGUCGGCACUUGUAUAUUUUUAAUUCCUGAAAAAGAUCGAACUCCAUCAGAGCAGGAAUACAUCAAAGAUGUCAUUUCAGCCUUCACUGAUGAAACCAAAGAUCAUGACAAACAUCGAUUAUUGCCUCUCAAGAUUCAACUCGAUAUUGUGAAAGCAGCGAAAAUCAUUAAGGAAAAACCAGAGAAGGAUCGAACCGAAGAUGAAAAACAAUACCUUAUUCGAGUGGAAGAAAUUGAAAGACAAAUUGUCAAAUUAUGUAUGAAACAUGGUGUGAGAGUGAAUCAUUCAUUGGGUACUCUACCCACGAGUCGACUCUUUUUCCAAUCUGUGAUGUCAAAGACGCCAGAGGCAACGUCCAAUCUUUAUCACAUCAAUACCACCACCAACACCACCAAUAUUCAACAUCCCAUUCAUCACACACAAGAAUCUGACACUCAACUCGAAGAAAAGCUUCUUCAGUGGCCAUCCAUUGAAGAAUGGGAUUUUCAUAAGGUGUUCUCCACUCCCAACUUUUCCAUUUGA